AUGAAAUACUUGCAGAUCUCAUCCUGCACUGUUGGCGCAGUUGGUCUUCUCUGCAAAGCCUUCCUCCGAUGGGGAUGCAAAGAGGUCAAAGUAGAAGGACUGGACGUACUCGUCAAGGCUCUGGAGGACAAGAGUCGUAGGGACAAUGGCACGGGCAUAUUAACAGUCUGUAAUCAUAUAUCAGUGCUGGAUGAUCCUCUCAUCUGGGGUGUCAUGCCUACGUAUACCUACUUUGACCCCAACCUAAGUCGUUGGACCUUGGGAGCCUCUGAUAUAAUCUUUACCAAUCCCCUUUUCGGCGUCUUCUUCCGUACAGGUCAGGUAUUUGAGACCUUUCGGGGAGGGGGGAUAUAUCAGACGGCGGUGGACGACGCCAUUAGGACGUUGGAUGAUGGCAGAUGGAUUCACAUCUAUCCCGAAGGAAAAAUAAAUCAGCCAUGCUAUAACCCAGCAGGGGGAUUGUUCCCCUUCAAAUGGGGAAUGGGAAGAAUGAUCAUGGAAGCGAAGUCAAUGCCGAUCAUAAUUCCAAUGUGGAUUACCGGGACUGAUCAAGUAAUGCCUGAGCCGCGUUAUUUUCCGAACAAGUUCCCUGUUCCAGGGAAUCGCCUAUCGAUUACGUUCUCACAUGACCCGAAGUUAAACGAUGCUGUUGGUGACAUCCGAGCACAAUGGCUUGCUCGAGGACGACCAGAAGCCGAAACAGCCAACACCAGGAGCCGAGUCACUGCGAGGAUAAAGGACUCCGUACAAGCUCUACGUAAUCGAAUUCAAGCCGCUUCUUCAACACGAUAGUGCCUAUAUUCUCUGCAAGUCUUUGAGAGAGCUCUCGCAGAGAUGACACCGAAUUUGUCAACCGCACCGACGCAUGGGUCUGUUGCAGUCCUUGGACAGAAACUGUGCAACAAUCGUGCUUCUUCCAGCAAGCCUUUGUCCGCACGGCUAAGAAGGACUUGAUAGUCUGAUGAAGCGCAUCU
Molecule: messenger RNA, 974 nt
Organism: Dacryopinax primogenitus
Lineage: Eukaryota; Fungi; Basidiomycota; Dacrymycetes; Dacrymycetales; Dacrymycetaceae
Product: acyltransferase-domain-containing protein
Exons: 7
Coding region: 1-792 (263 amino acids)
Biological process (GO): cardiolipin acyl-chain remodeling; inner mitochondrial membrane organization
Cellular component (GO): mitochondrial membrane
Molecular function (GO): 1-acylglycerophosphocholine O-acyltransferase activity
Source: RefSeq, a predicted model, not a curated record